This is a messenger RNA of Helicoverpa zea (corn earworm), 3578 nucleotides long. RefSeq names its product DNA-binding protein D-ETS-6-like. NCBI's taxonomy places the organism in Eukaryota, Metazoa, Arthropoda, Insecta, Lepidoptera, Noctuidae. Gene Ontology annotation, molecular function: sequence-specific DNA binding; DNA-binding transcription factor activity, RNA polymerase II-specific. The transcript is spliced from 6 exons. The record is from RefSeq and is a predicted model, not a curated record. Gene Ontology annotation, cellular component: nucleus. The coding region runs from base 230 to 1000 and encodes 256 amino acids. Gene Ontology annotation, biological process: regulation of transcription by RNA polymerase II; cell differentiation.
UCGCGAGCCCGACGGCCGAGUGAGCGGCGCGAGAGCUUCUCGGAAAGCGUUUUCCUCGUCACCGCGGGCGCAGAUCGCGCUGACGAAUCCGCGACGUCACGUUAGUGACGCGCCGCUCGCGAAUCUUAGUGCUAGUAUAAAAACGCAGGUGUUCGCGCGCCGCGUCCCCUAGUGUCCGAGACGUAGCGCUUGCAGGGACCACGACAAGCUGGCGCCUCGCAAUGAAUACAUGGACUCCGACCUGGACGAGUCGGGGGAGGACAGCAGCGUGCCCGCCGAUCCAGAGAAAUGGGACCGCAUGGACGUGCUGCGCUGCGUGCGCUGGGUGGCGCGCACGUUCGGCGUGAGCGCGCCGCGGCGGCACCUGCUGCCCGACUCCGGCCGCGCGCUGCUGGCGCUCACCGAAGAUAACUGGCUGCAGGUAUGCGACGGCAGCGAGCAGUCGGCGCGCAUCUACCACGCGUACCUGCGACACGCGCACGCCGGCGCCACGGGGCAGCCGCCGCCCGAGCCGCUGCCGGAGCACCAGGCCUCCACCAGCACACCCACGCCUGAAUAUAAUCCGUAUGGCGCGCUGAGCGGGUGCGCGCGCGGCGCGGGCGGGCAGGUGCAGCUGUGGCAGUUCCUGCUCGAGGAGCUGGCGGCCGGCGCGCCCGGCAUCUGCUGGGAGGGUCCACCGAACGAGGGCGAGUUCCGUCUGUCGGACCCGGACGAGGUGGCGCGGCGCUGGGGCCGGCGCAAGCAGAAGCCCAACAUGAACUACGACAAGCUGUCGCGAGCGCUGCGCUACUACUACGACAAGAACAUCAUGAGCAAGGUGCACGGCAAGCGCUACGCGUACCGGUUCAGCUGGGCGGGGCUGGCGGCGGCGUGCCAGGCGCAGGCCGCCGACGCGCCGCCCUACUGGCACUACCUGCCGCCCGCCGCGCACGCGCACCACGCCCCGCACACCGCGCACCCUGCACCCUCGCUCCCGCCGCCCACCACCAGCGCGCAGUAGCGCUACGACACAGCUACGACGGAGAAAGUGCUACGCCGUAGCGCGUAGCCAGUUACGUAACACGACGAUAUAUGGCUAUUCAAUUUGGUGAUAGUGAAAUGUUGGUAGUGCGAUAUCGGUGUGUAUCCAGUAUGUACCAGUGUAUCGUAAUAGGUUCGUGAUUCCUUCAAUGUUCGCAGGUAAGAGCUACGGAAAAGUACUUUAACUUGAAAUCACGAGACAAGAAACAAAUACCUAUUUUCAGAUUUUCAACCUCAUUUUAGUUAUUAUCAUAUCAUAUUGUACCAUUUCAAUUUUUUUUUGUUACAUCGUCUAUCAAAGCAAUCAAGCAAUGGUAAUGUAAAGUGUAAAUAAUUUAAUAAAUCCAGUGAUGUACGUAGUCACAUAAUAUGAAUAAUCUUCGUAGGUAAUAUUGUGUGCAAUCACAAAUACUUGUGGUAACCGGAACGAUUGUAGUUAUAUACUAAUUACUCAGAUCUUAAAGUAACUCAGACACAUCACAUUGUAUUACACUCUAAACGUGUAGAAAUGUUAGUGUUAUAAAAGGAACAUAGGCAAGUAGUUAGGUGGUUAUGUUAUUCCAUGCUUUUGUUAUUGUUGUCGUCAUUGUUAUUAUAUGUACACGUGCUUGUGAGCUUCUCGUGUUAGACAAGAGUUUUAUGCAUUUUGAUUUUCCUUUCUAGCAAGUAAGCAUAAAUAGUGGUUGCUACAUCUGUUAUUUUCUGUGUAGAAGCUAUCUUUACACUUUUACCGAAGUUGCUUUCAUGAAAAUUACGUUACUUCCGUCCGUAAGUUGCAAGAAAUUACUUUAUGUGACUUACGAAGAGGUUUUACAUUUGCAAAAUCAUAAGUUGAUUACGUAACGUAAAGGAAAACAUUUCAAGGAAACCUGGACUAAGACUGAAAUCACCCGCGUUGAGCGAGCUGGUGAUUAAUGCUUAAUCCUUCUGCGUGUGAGAGGAGGCCUGUGCCCAGCAGUGGGACGAUACAAAAGGUCGAUGAUGAUGAUUGAUGUAAACUGCUAUGUGAAUGAAACUUACGAUGUAUUUCUUUCUACUUCAUUAUCUUAUCAAGUUUAAGUUUAAACUUUCAUUUGAAUAUUGAAACCCUUGUUACUUAAUUCUUUAAAAGCCUGAACGGUGUUAAUGUUACCUUUCCUAAUUCUACUUACUUUUAUAGAUAUUAACUAUUUCCUUACUUUAGUAUUGUAAGACCUAGCUGUAGCUAUUUAGUAGGACAGUUUGUCUGUGACACAAAUAUAUGCAAGUUUUAUUUCUUUACGCGCUCAGUAUUCUCUUAACUAGUUUUACAUUGUUAUAUCAUGCGAUCAAUAUAUUAUGUACAUAGUACAUUCCUGUGUAAUACAUAGGUAAACGUGGUGAGCAUAUCGCAUGUUUUUUUUUGUACUUUUGUCUGUCAAUUAUAUCUUUGUUCUCCAUCUCCAUAUAAUAAUCAUUAUCUGAUUAACAAUAUGGUUUAUUCACAAAAUAUUUACAUUAAUAUAUACAACUUAAAACUAAUACAGUGCAUCAAAAAAUUGCUCCUCAUCGCUGUCACCGGGUAAUGUACCCAAAAGGCUGGCACGUUGGAUGGCAAUGCUCAACCUCUUCGCGAAAUAAAAGCCAAGUCUUUGGGUCCCAGGCGCUGGGAAAUAUCCCUGGCAAGAAGGCGGGCGCUCAUUAUCUGAUUAUUUAUAGCCUGCAUUCAUUCAUUAUUCUUUUAAUGUUAGCUGCUAGUGAAGACCGAGCACAUAUUAGGUACUCUUAAACAGUUGUACAAUACAAUUCAAUAACAUCACAGUAAUAUGCAUUUUUUGCUUGUUACGGCAUAAUGUAAGCACUAGCACGUAAUUAGGAAUAGGUUUCAUAAAAUAACGUCACAACCAAUUAAGUAACUAUUUUUAGAGUAGAUGAUUAAGGCAGAAAUGUUGAUUAUUUUAAUGGCUUUUUUAUUGUUAAUGUAUUAUUAUGCUCCAGAGUCAUUACUUGAGAGAUAUUAACUACUUGUAAUAUUAUGAUCAAAUUGUAUAGCAAAAGAACCAGUAGUAAAGAAAUGAGGUUCUUAAGAACUUCCCCUGAUCAUUCUGUUUAAGUAAGUAUACGUCGUUAUGUGCCGCACUGUUUAAUGCUGAGCAGGUUAAUGAUACAUUUCCCUAGCUAAAAGCAACAAACAAAUGAACUUGUCAACUUGCAUAAUAAUACUAAAGGUUAGUGGUUGCUACAUCUGUUAUUUUCUGUGUAGAAGCUAUCUUUACAAUUCUUAUUUUUAUGUAACUUUUUUUAAACAUUGUUUAGUUUAUUUGUUUCGCAGACUGUUUGUGUUUUUUCGUUUGUUUGUCUAUGUUCCUAGACUAUGAUGGGCAGUUUUUUCACAAUCCAACUCCAAUUGCCGAAAUCUAUCAAUGUCUCGAGUACUCAUAAAUUUAGUUUUAUAAUAAUAAAUACUGUUUGUACGAUCGUGAAAAAAUUGUGUUAGUGUUCGGCCGCAAAAUAUCAAUAUUUGCACAUACCUACUUCAUGUAAAACAAUGUAUGUUUGUUGUGAACUUUGUAUAAAAUAAUAAAUUCCUCUUUAUAUAA